AUGCUAUGCUUCUGGUAGCGGAGAGAUUAGAGGGACCAUUCAACAUUGAAUCAGUCAUGGAUCCUAUUGAUGUCAAGAUUUCUGAAGCCAUCAUGAACAUGCAAGAAAACAGCAUGCAGGUGUCAGCAAAGGUUUUCCAAGGAUGUGGCCAACCUAAACCAGCACCUGCCCUGAGAUCUUCCCGUUCUGUCCCUGAAAACUUCAAUACCCGGUUUAGACCAUAUAACCCAGAGGAGCGCCCUACAACUGCUGCUGGCACAAGUUUGGAUAGGCUGGUAACAGAUAUUAAAGAAAAGCUAAAGCUCUCUAAAAAGUUCUGGUCAACAUUACCCUACACAAUCUGCAAGGAUGAGCAAGUGACAGCCGGUCCAUCAGUUGAGGAAGACUGCUGGAACGGCCACACCAAGGCAAGAUACUUGCCUGAGAUUAUGAAUGAUGGUUUGACCAACCAGAUCAACAACCCAGAAGUGGAUGUGGACAUCACAAGGCCAGACACCUUCAUUCGACAACAAAUCAUGGCCUUACGUGUCAUGACUAACAAACUGAAGAACGCGUAUAAUGGAAAUGAUGUCAACUUCCAGGAUACAAGUGAUGAAACAAGCGGCUCAGGCAGUGGAAGCGGCUGUACAGAUGACAUAUGUCCCACCGAGUUCGAUUUCAUCACUACUGAAGCACCACCAGUUGACUCCGACAGGAGGGAGGUGGAGGCUUCAGCCACACAGCCUGGCUGGUCACUGCAGACAUUGCUUGUUGUCUUCAUCAGUCUC
Nestor notabilis (Kea) is the source of this 767-nucleotide messenger RNA. It is a transcript of the gene GPC6, whose product is annotated as glypican 6. Gene Ontology annotation, cellular component: synapse; cell surface; plasma membrane. The annotation marks the transcript as partial. The record is from RefSeq and is a predicted model, not a curated record. NCBI's taxonomy places the organism in Eukaryota, Metazoa, Chordata, Aves, Psittaciformes, Psittacidae. Gene Ontology annotation, biological process: regulation of protein localization to membrane; regulation of signal transduction; cell migration. The transcript has 5 exons.